Molecule: messenger RNA, 5424 nt
Organism: Hydractinia symbiolongicarpus
Lineage: Eukaryota; Metazoa; Cnidaria; Hydrozoa; Anthoathecata; Hydractiniidae
Product: cyclin-G-associated kinase-like
Exons: 24
Coding region: 734-4411 (1225 amino acids)
Biological process (GO): positive regulation of Notch signaling pathway; protein phosphorylation; regulation of clathrin-dependent endocytosis
Cellular component (GO): cytoplasm
Molecular function (GO): ATP binding; protein serine/threonine kinase activity; AP-2 adaptor complex binding
Source: RefSeq, a predicted model, not a curated record
AUGGGAUGCACCCUAGAGUGCAGAAGGAAAAUAAUAAAUACUAAAGUUUUUUGCAUGAUGCUCCUGAGAUGCAGUUGACAUUAAACUGAAAUACCAAUUCUUUUAGCCAAUGGUAUUUAGAUUUCCUAGUGUAAAUGGCCAAGAAUGAGUGACAUUAUUUGGAAAAUACUCACCUAAGCAGAGUCUACGUGUCUAUAUGGAGUAAUUCAUGUUGAUCAUCUUAUUGUGAUACAAUAGUCGAUUUUAUACUGUUACUGACAUACUGGUGCUAACAGCCACAACAAAAUAUUUAUGUUAGGAUGUGACAAGUUUGUGCAGAUAUCAAUAUAAUCUACUUACUACAUUAUAGCUACAAAAACGUAUUGUAUUAAAAUAACUUCAAGAAGAAGAAAACUACUUCAUACACUCCACGCACCAACUUCCAAUGUUUAUAUCUUUUAUGGUAUUUGUUACCAUAUUCAAGAAUUUUUUUGACUUUUGUCCCCCUUUAAGACUUCUUCUUUAAGAAAUUCUUAAUGACAAUAAUACCAAUGUAACCUUAUCAACAAAAGCUAUAAGACAAAUUCAGAGAGUCUCUUAAUUGUGAUUUUUAUUAAAAACAGAUUUUGAACCAGCAAUGAAGGAAAUGAUUUACCUGAGGAGCUGUACCUUUAAUUUAUUUCAUAGAUAUAGCAGGUAUUUUUGGAUACCUCAACCAAUACCUUAAACAUUGCAUACACAUAACAAAACAAAAAUGCCAUGGUUGGGAAAUCUCUUUAGUGGUACAGGCAGUACGUCUGGCAAUGACUUUGUUGGUCAAUAUGUUGAGCUUGGUCAGCAACAGUUAAAAAUAAAGAAAGUUAUUGCUGAAGGCGGUUAUGGAUUUGUGUUUAUUGCUCAAGACUUGUCAUCUGGUAAAGAAUAUGCGUUGAAAAGACUAAUGGCGCCUGACGAAGCUACUAGCAAACAGAUUGUUAAAGAAAUCUCCUUCUUUCGUAAAUUGAGAGGCCAUCCUAACAUUGUCCAGUAUGUUGCUGCAGCAAACGGUAACACAAAACAAGCUAAUGGUAUGAAUGAAUACUUGAUACUGACAGAGUUAUGUACAGGUCAACUUAUUGAUGUGCUGAGACGACAGGGACAACAACCUCUUCAGUUUCAACAAGUGCUGAAAAUAUUCUCGCAAGUUUGCCGAGCCGUUGCCCACAUGCAUAAGCAGGAUCCACCAAUUAUUCAUCGAGAUUUAAAAAUUGAAAAUUUGUUGUUAAAUUCAAAAGGCAUCAUAAAAUUAUGUGAUUUUGGAAGUGCAACAACAACAUCUCUUUACCCAGAUGACUCUUGGACAGCCUUACAAAGAAGUAUGGCGGAAGAUGAGAUUCAACGCAAUACAACACCAAUGUAUAGAGCACCAGAAAUGAUUGAUUUGUAUAGCAAUAAGCCUGUUGACACUAAAGCUGAUGUUUGGGCGUUAGGCUGUAUACUGUACAUGCUUUGCUUCCUUGUACAUCCUUUUGAUGAUUCUGCAAAAUUAAAGAUUAUGAACGCAAAUUAUACAAUACCUGAAACAGACAAGACAUUUACAGAACUUCAUCAACUGAUCAAUUUAAUGCUCAAUACUAAUCCUCAAGCUCGCCCUAACACUGAAGACGUACAUGCAGAAUUAAUUGCUUUAGCAGCUGAUAAAAAUAUUGACCUGAAAACGUCUGCAGUUGAAGCAACCAUUAUACCAAGUUCAGAUCAAGAUCAAAAUACCAGUACUCCCUCUGGCAGUUCUGUUCUACUCGGUAAUGUUGUCAAUAGAGCAGGUGCAUUGUUUACAAAUAUCAAAGAUGUCUCAUCGAAAAUGAUGAAUUCUGUAGCUGGGUAUGUGAACAAGGACUUAGAUGUUACUUAUGUGACGUCAAGAUUGCUGGUGAUGUCCUUUCCAGCAGAUGGUAUUGAGGGAACAUACAAGAAUAAUAUUGAUGAUGUUCGGAUGUACUUAGACUCUAAACACACUGAUAGCUAUGUUGUCAUCAACAUCUCACAAAGAACAUAUCGUACAAAUAAAUUAAAUGACAGAGUUUAUGAGUCAGGAUGGAAUUCAAAAAAAGCGCCCUCUCUAGAUCGACUGGUUUCAUUAUGUCGAAAAUUAAAUAAUUUUUUGAAGCAAAACAAGAAAAAUGUUGUUGUGGUGCAUUGCUUGGAUGGACGCGUUGCUUCAUCUGUGUUACUUUCAUCCUUCUUUUUGUUUUGUAAAUUAUUCACGAAAGCCUCCAUGGCUGAAGAUCUGUUUAACUUGAGGAGGUCAAAUGUUGCGUCACCAAUUGAGUUGACUGCCUCUCAACGAAGGUAUAUGGGUUACAUCGGUCAGCUUGUUUCCACUGCAAGAUACGUCCCUCACAAGAACACUGUGUUUUUGAAGAGCUUAACCCUAUCUCCUGUACCAAUUUUUAAUAAAGCCAGGACUGGGUGUCGGCCGUUCAUUGAGAUAUAUGAGAACGAUAAAAGGGUGUUGAGUACUGCACAAGAAAUUGAUCAAAUGAGAGAGUAUAGUUUACACGACGAAAAAAUUGUCUUCCAAACACACGUGCGACUGAAUGGUGACAUCUCUAUAAUUGUUUAUCAUGGCCGGUCUACACUGGGCGGAAAAGUUCAGGGCAAACUUACAUCUAUCACCAUUUUAUCACUUCAAUUUCACACUGGAUUUUUAGACAAAACACAAACAUCGUUGUUUUUUCCCAAAUCCGCUGUUGACAUUCACGAAACCGCUGACAAAUACCCUCCUAACUUUGGGCUCAAUUUAAACAUGAAGUUCACGGAGGAGACAUCAGAUAGUGGUCAUACAGCUCCCUGGGAGAAGAUGCAUGUUGAGAAACUCUCACCCUAUGUUUGUUUUUCUUCAAAAGAAGAGUACUGGAAGUUACAUGAAGAAUUUGGAUUGAGUGAGGAGAAAACUCCACUUUGUCAGAAGUCGUCCAUAUCAAGCAUGUCUGACAGCGACGCAGGAACACCCUCCUACACAGAGAAGGAUAAAACAGUAGCUCAUUCUACUUUCUUCAAUGAGCUAGCCUGGCACAGCGAGAACGGAGAAGGUAAAAUGGCGAACGGACAGACAAAAUAUGAUACGGAUUCAAAAGCAACGCUAUUGUCGCUUUCUUCCAACGCAGAAGUAUCAAAUAACCUUAUUGACAUAAGUUCUGGUCCUCGUAAUUUAAAUGCUGAAGAAGAUGUUGGGACAACGAGUAGUCCUUCUCCGCCUCCGAACACCGUCACCCCUCCUCUUAGCGAUAGUGACAUACCACAAAUCAAUUUGGUUGACCCAUUUGCCUCGUUAGCAACUAGCAGAUCUUCUAAAUCGCCGGAUGAAGCGCCAAGUACCGAUAUUUUGUUAAAUUUCGAUUCGCAGGAGGAUAAUACUGCAUCGGAAAGUACUAGCAUUAAUUUUGCGGCACCUGAGAGCAAUUCUGCAUCACAUUUUAAUGAUUUGUUUGAAACCGCAUCUCAUACCAGUAAACAUGAUGAUGCGCUAAAGAGAAACAAAAGUUUAGACGAUAUUACCAACGACGAGCUGUUUACGUCUGCGGAGAACAAUAUAUUUAGUAAUCAUAAGCCAAAACAACCUUUCGAUCCUUUCAUGAAACACUUCCACGACAGUCCGCGAAAAAGCUCGAGUGAAUCGAACUUAAUGAACGAUUUAGGAGAUCAUGAUCUUAACACAGCUACUUUGAAACCUGAACGACCUAUCCACCAUUCCGCUAGCUCAAACUGCGUCCAGGAAAGCAAAAAGCCUAAAGAUCCUUUCGCGGAGUUUGCCGAUUUGCAGUUUGGCACAUCAAGCUCUUCAAACGUGCGCACGCAUAAUGCUGCGCCUGGUAUGAAUCAACGAGCUACUGCCUCGCCUACUCCAAGCAACCAACCACAGCAGCAACAAAAACCGCAAUUUACGCCGAAUUACAAUGUGUUUAUAACGCCCACCGAAGCAGGCGUAUUCAACAAAACUUCAGCAGUAAAACCACAGGGUGGAUGGGUGCCUAAACCCAUGAGUAACAAUGAUUUUGGUGAUAUUUUAAACUCGCAAGGUUUUAAAGCAACUUCGAGCAAUCAGAAGCAAACGCUGAAGCAAAUGCGAGCUACUGACGAUGACAAGAACGACUUGGAUCCAAUCAAACGGAAGAUCAGAGACUGGUCGGACGGAAAAGAACGUAAUAUUCGUGCGUUGCUUACAUCGUUAGAAACGGUCUUGUGGGAGAAAGAACAAAAAUGGCAGAAAGUCAGUAUGCAUCAAUUGGUUGACGCUACCCAGGUGAAGAAAUUCUAUCGUAAAGCCUGCUUAACCGUGCACCCGGAUAAGCACACCGGUGAAGACCACGAAGAUUUAGCAAGAGCUAUUUUUAUCGAGCUAAACGAGGCAUGGACUUUAUUCGAACAAUCUGGAUCGCUUUCUUUAUUUUAGCACUGCGCAUGCGCUUAAUAGAAUUAGUCUUUUAAUUUCAUCUCCGUAGGAUGUAUAUUUUACUCUUUAAAUAGAUUAUUUUUUUUCGAACUUUUUUUUAUAACGAUAAUUUUAAUUUCAUUUUGGAUUCUUGUUUGGUUUUCAACUUUAAAAGGACUGCCAAAUGAUGCGUGCUCUCCUUUGUACUCUCUCCACCUUUGCAUAUUUGGGGCAAGGAAUGAUGUAAAACUAAAUUUGUACGGAUAAUUAGUGGUAUGCCUAAUAUUUUCCCAUCUUUUGUGGUGUAUUUUUAAAUAUUUGUGUCGCUGUUACUUCGUAAUCAUUUUUAAUGGUGUAGCCUCAAUUUCGCGCGAGACACUAAACAAACAUAUUUUAUACUGUCCUUUAAAAAGUUAAAUUAGCUGGUCUCCCGAAGUGAGGAAUUACUUUUACCAGUUUUAGCAAAAAAAAUUCAGUGAAUUAGUCUAACUAAAAGGUAGAAUAUCUGCUUGUUGAGUGUAUAGUUUUUACACGCCCUUGAAAUCGUUAUUAGGACUUCUCGUGAUUUCCCAAGUUUCUGUUAUGUACCGAUUGAUAUAUGUGCAAACAGCUGUCUUAUACACUCACGCACUACCUUUAGCAGAGCUCUUUGAAUCAAUAUUUUGUUUGCUAUGUUUUUAGGGCCGCCACUUACAGGGAGGUUCAGAUCAAGUUACAGUUUUGUAUAUCCUUGCACAAAAUUAUUAAAAUUAUUUUGCUUGAUUUUUUUUUUCAAUAGUUCUUUUAGAAAUGAUCUAUUCUUGUUUUAGUUGAAUAUUUUUUAAAAGAUUUUUUCUUUUUAUUCUGCUUUCACAAUAAAUUUAUUUAUUAAUUUAUAUAGACAUUACCCCCGUCUAGUUUUCACGUCGCCACGUUAUUUGUGUAUAUACUUAACGACCAAAUUUUCGAUUGACAUAAAUUUCAGAAGCGCGUCUUGUAACUUGGAACAUGAUUUUAACAAUCAUUAAAUGUACGAAAUAAAGUCUCGCCUCAUA